UCGUUUAAAUUCAAACCUGUGCAGGAAGUUCUCCCGCGUCCAAUCAGACCUGCCUCUGGAACUCGCUUUCAUCUCGGUUUAACCAGAGGACAAUAAGGUCGCCCUCACUGUAUUCAGACAAUACAGACUUCGCUAUUCUCAUGCAAGACCGCCUGAAGAGAGCGCGCAUUGAUCAGCGAUUGGGUUUUGUCCACGAGAGAACCGUUAGUUAAGUCUUACAAUUUUAAUUGUCAGAGCGCGCGGUUGCGUGACAGAGAAGGGUAAAGUUGCAGUUGCCUAAAUGUAAAGUUGCUCAGAGCGUGUCGGCGGCUGGCCGUAAACACCGCAGUACCACUCAGCUCCACACGAGGCGGAGAAGCCUGUGGGAAAAUCAACGCGCGAGUACUGUGGGAGAGCGCUUCCGUGGCGAGCGUGCGUACCGGGGAGGAACGAACUGAUGAUGACAGAGGUCUCGCGCAGCUCCAGUUGAAGAAGUCAAGAGAAGCACGGACAGAGAGCACCGCACGGACUUUGGAUCGGUACCGUUUCUCUGGCAUGUGGUUCCAAGGCAUCUCAGAAUAAGCAAAAUAACUCGCACUGUCAGUUUGGCUUUGCUAUAUUUAUACAUCAUCCGGAAAGUGAAAACAGAACUCCUCGUCUCAGUAUGAACGUUUUUUACUGAUGCUAAAGGCUUGUUUUUUUUAUAUAGGCGUAGACUCACAAAUAUUACAGAUCAGUUUUUUGUUUCCACACUUCUGAAAUGGAAUCCCCGCACUGUCGACCCGAGCCCAGAAGUAUGGACCAGUGCCUACGGCGGCUGAAACAGGAGCUGCUGUCGAUGCGUGAGGCUGGAGACGGCCUCCAUGCUCAGAUGAACUCAAUGAUGGGCGCGCUACAGGAACUCAAACUCCUGCAGGUUCAGACGGCUCUGGAGCGCCUGGACAUCUCAGCCAAGCCUCCCGCUCACACACACACACACUCACACACACACACACACCUCACCCAGCCUCUCUUCGUCGAGCCUCCGUUCCCAGACCCCCCCUCUCCCCGGGAGCUGGUCACCGACCUCCUCUCCGACUCCUCCGCGGAGGAGGCCAGCCCUCCACCUCCCCCCCGCCCCCGAAAGAACCGCACCUCCCACAGGGGCAGCCUCAGCACCUCCCCUUCCUCCUCCUCCUCCUCCUCCUCCUCCUCACCCUCCUCUUCCUCAGGGUCAGGGGACAGCAGCCUGCACCUCUCACGGAUGUCUUCCCGCCAGAGCGCCACCUCCUCUGAGGAGGACUCCUGCUCAGCCUCUGCUUCUACUUCUAGUUCCGGUUCUGGAUCUGGAUCUGGAUCUGGAUCUGGUUCUAGUUCUGGUUCCAGCUGGCCCUCGCGGCCCCCGGCGGGCCCCCCUCCCCCUCCCUCGCUGCCGGAGUUACAGGACCUGCUGCUGUGCCUGUCCCGACAGGGCCCCCCCUUGCGCCACGACCUUUGCCCUCUCGGAGAUGAUGACGAGGACGGCAGCGACUGGACGUCAUCGCUGAUGGGCUGCAGCCGCACGCGCCAGCCUCUGGUGCUAGGCGACAGUUUCCUGGCCGACCUGGUGGGCAACUGGCUGGACCUGCCCGAGGUGGGCGGGGAAGGAGGGGUCGGGGCGGGGUGCCGCGGGGGAGGACACGCCCCCCGCCCGUCUCGCUCUCAGGAGCUGCGGCGGCGUCUGGCCCUCACCACCAGCGUCUUCAAGAAGGUUCUACGCAGCGUCCGGCCCGACCGAGAGAAGCUGCUGAAGGAGCGACCCGGCUGGCCCGACCCCACGGAACUGCAGAACCUGGACCAGCUCCACAAGAGAACCAAGAAGAACGCGGUCGCCAAGCCCAAGGGCAGCAGCUUCUACCGGCCCUUCUGGAGCCGCAAGGGGAAGGCGAGCGUGGUUCUGCCCAGCGACAGGCUGCCUCCCCUGGGCAUCGGCCCGCAGAGGGCUGCCUGGGGACCCGCAGAGAGAGGACCAGAGAGAGGACACCCCAUGUUUGACCACAACGCUGCCAUCUGGGUUUGAGUGCCCACACUGGGCACAGAGCUGCCAGAGCAGGGGCCACAGCGGCUCAGACUGGCACAGAGAGAGACUGGCAUACACAGACUGGCAUUAAAGACUGGCAUAUAGAGGCUGGCACACAGACUAGCACAGAUAAUGGUACAGACAGACUGGCACAGAGAGACUGGCAUACACACUGGCAUAUACAGACUGGCACAGAGAGACUGGCACAGAGAAACUGGCACAGAGAGACUGGCACAGAGAGGCUGGCACAGAUAGACUGGCAUAUACACACUGGCAUACAGACUGGCAUAUACACACUGGCAUACACACUGGCAUAUACACACUGGCACAGAGAGACUGGCACAGAGAGACUGGCAUAUACACACUGGCACAGAGAGACUGGCAUACACACUGGCAUAUACACACUGGCAUACAGACUGACACAAAGAGACUGACAUGUACAGACUGACAUGUACAGACUGGCAUAUACACACUGGCACAGAGAGACUGACAUGUACAGACUGGCACAGAGACACUGGCACAGAGAGGCUGGCACAAAGAGACUGGCAUACAGACUAUGGUGUGUAUUUGCGAUGAAAAGGGUGCUUGUGCAGAAGCAGCCAGCGUCCCUGCUGAUCAAUAGACUGUUCAUCUGUGUGUGAAUAUCUGAGAUUCCAAAGAGUUGAACACAAUAAGAAAGCUGAGAAGACAAAGAUGUGUGUGAGUGAAGAGUGCGAGUGUGUGUGUGUGUUUUUAUGUGAAUAACGGUACAUUCCUAAGGCGCCUGAUGGGUCAUCUCCAGCAUCAGUGAUGCCUCACAGAGACCUUUGGACAGAAACCACCACCACACACUGUGACAUGCACUCCAGAAACACACACACACACACACACACACACACACACACACACACACACACUCAGACAAAAAGACAACCACACAAUCUUGAUAUGCACUCUGGAAGAACACACAGACAUGAACUCA
Clupea harengus (Atlantic herring) is the source of this 2978-nucleotide messenger RNA. RefSeq names its product inka box actin regulator 2 (gene inka2). NCBI's taxonomy places the organism in Eukaryota, Metazoa, Chordata, Actinopteri, Clupeiformes, Clupeidae. Gene Ontology annotation, molecular function: protein serine/threonine kinase inhibitor activity; protein kinase binding. Gene Ontology annotation, cellular component: nucleus. The record is from RefSeq and is a predicted model, not a curated record.